AUGCAGGCGUGCUCGCUGCCGCCGCCGCCGCGCCCCCGUCCCCCUCUCCCCGGUGCCCGUCCUCUUUCCACCGUCGCCGAAUCCGGACGAGACCGGCAGGAUCCGCCGCAUCUCACGCCCGCGGCCCGCCGUGGUUUUCGGCGGCAUCGGGGGCGCCGGUCCGCCCCCGCUCCUCCGGGGCUGGCAGAACGGCGGAGCGGCGCUCUGGUCAGGUUCCUCUGCUUCGAGGGCGGCGCGUGGGCUGAUGUCGAGGGCGAGGCGGCUGUGCCUCUGCGCCGGGCGUUCCUGGACGGGAGGGUGGUCGCAGAGGCCGCGUAUGGCGGCAGGGAGUUCCUGUUCGACUUCCUGUGGAUGGUGCGCAUCGACGCUGGCACCGCCGAGGUGGUCGCCAUGGGCUGGAUUGACCGCGGGGCCUGCUUCUUCCCUGUGCCAGAAAGCGGGAGGAAGAGGAAGAGGGGCGAGCAUGAGCUGGGGGACGGGGCGUCGUCUGAGGUGGAUGAG
Messenger RNA from Triticum dicoccoides, 501 nucleotides. RefSeq names its product probable inactive poly [ADP-ribose] polymerase SRO1. NCBI's taxonomy places the organism in Eukaryota, Viridiplantae, Streptophyta, Magnoliopsida, Poales, Poaceae. The record is from RefSeq and is a predicted model, not a curated record. The annotation marks the transcript as partial. The transcript has a single exon.